GCCGGUCUGACCUGCAUAACAGUAAACUUAUUAAACAGGCCAGUCCUGCGAUAUGGAUAUUAGUACUAGUAUGUGAACCGCGACUCGCUCUGGCGGUCUCUUUUCGUUUCUCCCUCUCUCUCACACUCACACACUCAACUCUGUAUUAGGCCUAUACUCGUUCCAGUUUCAGAGUUUUAUGCAUGACUGUUCUGUUGUUGUCCCGACAUCGUUCACGCCGGGAGUAAAUACCUCGACCGAACCCGCUACCUGCCACUGACAACGAGUAUUCUGUUGAUGUCGGAAAUAGGCGCAAGGCAUCUAAGGGAGUGUUUUGGAAGCUUCAUGUCGUAAAAGUCGUAGGAGUUUUACGGUGUCAUCAUCGGCCUAAAGCUGGGAUGCGCUAAGAAGCAACGUCAGUUAGUUUACCAAGAGUUCUGGUCCGCGCAGGACGGAUAGUUCGGCUGUGUUGUUGAAAUUGUUUUGUGUGUUUUGUUUCUUUCUGUUUGCGAGGUUGGAUGUACUAGUACCUAUGUUGUGAUAUUAUUAUUAUAUUAUUAUUAUUAUAUAUCGGGAGUGACGGUUCUCGAAGCUGUAUGAAAAUGGGUUGGAAAAUGACGUUGAAUAUUUCUGUUGUUCUUCUGUUAAUAUUUAUCUCGUGCACCGAGUCGAUAACUUUUCUCGGCAGAUCCACGACGUAUUCUAGGUUCCCGAAAUGGAACGCCUGCGUCAACUCGUCCCUCAGUUUCGACUUCAAGACGACGUCGUCGACAGAGCAACUUCUCAUGUACACCGACGACAACGGCCGGUACGACUUCUUCCAGCUGGCCCUGGUGUCAGGCCAGGUCCGGCUUUGGAUGAACUUGGCGGACGAACAGGACGGGGUUGUGGAACUUCUCGUGGGGAAGGCCCUAAACGACGGAGCGUGGCACCACGUCAAAGUGCGGCGGAAUCGGAUGAACACCACCCUGUUCGUGGACACCUACCAGAGCAGCAUGAUGUCGUUCGGGCAGGAUUUUCUCUUCGGAGACCCCAAUCAAUCAACUAAAACAAACACCUUUGUGAAACAGAAUCCGUUGUUGUGUAAUGAUGAUGAUAACAAUGACAGUGAUUAUGAUGGUUGUGGUGGUGGUAAUGAUGAUGAUUACAAUGACAGUGAUUAUGAUGGUUGUGGUGGUGGUAAUGAUGAUGAUAACAAUGACAGUGAUUAUGAUGGUUGUGGUGGUGGUAAUGAUGACGAUUACAAUGACAGUGAUUAUGAUGGUUGUGGUGGUGGAGUAAUUGAUAACAACAGUCAUCUGCCUAGUCAUCAUUUAACACCGUUUGCUAAUGCAAAACACGAGUAUUUUCUAGAUCCGCCUCAGAAGGGUUGUAAAUUGAAGUUUAAAGUAGGAGCGUUGAAGAUCCAAAAAUUGGCAAGUUGUCACGUUGGAAAACCGUACCUGGUUUCCCCUGAAGACUUAGGCACGUGUGAGCGGUAG
Messenger RNA from Gigantopelta aegis, 1460 nucleotides. Its product is annotated as contactin-associated protein like 5-1-like. Lineage: Eukaryota; Metazoa; Mollusca; Gastropoda; Neomphalida; Peltospiridae. The transcript is spliced from 5 exons. Bases 576 to 1460 code for a protein of 294 amino acids. The record is from RefSeq and is a predicted model, not a curated record.